AUAUAAAUAUUUAUCUAUAAUGCUUAAGAAAUCUAUAUUAAAAGUUAUUUUUUGUUUCAGUUUUGCUAAUUGAAAACAAAUAUUCCCUCAGUCAUUUUUGUAACUUUGAUAUCUUUUUAUCAUAUCAAAAUAAGACAUACUAGUAGCGCAGUAAAAGUAGCAGACUACAAAAUUUCAAGUUGGAUGGGAACCAUGAAAAGCCUUGAUAAGUGAUCACAAGAUCUUUCCCGUUUUCGCUGAGAUUUAAAAAAUGGCUUCCCAGCAUACCUUGCGCUUUCAGUCUAAUUCGAAAGUAUUUCAUCAAGAGCAUUUGGACAGCAAAAAACACGCAGAGCAAGGAAAGACUUGUAAUGCCUAUUAUCCAGGCCAGAUGAACACCUUCUCAAUGUCUCAAAAAUUCACCCAAGCCUACCAGCAACAAGACAGUGAACAUUUGACCUCUCUCCAUGCCAAAUUACACCAAGAGGCAGACAAGAUCCGAAAGUGGAAAAUGCAGACAGAACUGGAUCUGAGAGAUAAGGAGAAGAAAUUGAAUGAGGCGUAUGUGAGGAUUGAAAAAAUGAAAAAGUCUCUUCUUGAGCUGCAGUUGGACAAUGAAAAGACAAGUGCUAAGUUACAAGAAGAAAUAACCAACAGAGAGGAAGUUAUUAGACGAAUCAAUUCCACAAGGGAGAUGUGCUGUUUGCUGAAGUCUCAUGCUUCUAAGACUGAAGAGCGACUUUUGAAAUGUGAAACUGAGAAAACAGAGCUGAAGUACGUUGGAAAAGAAAACAUGCAACACAUUGAGGAUCUGACUUUCAAAUUCAAGAAACUACAACUGACAGCCAUUGAGAAUGAAAAGAAGAUGAAGACUAAAGUGUCUGUUGAAAGAAAUGAUCAAGAACAGAAAGAAAAGGCUAUGAAAGUGAGAAUGGAUGCAAGUGAAGAUGAGAUUAAGCUGCUACGAGAUGAGAUAGAUCAACAAAGAAUCGAAGUAGCAAACUUAGGUUCCACUCUUCAGAAAAAAGAAAAUGAUUUGCAGGAUAUGGGAAAGUCUGUUGAUGAGUUACAAGCACAAGUAACCUUUUUGUCUGGUCAACUGGAGAACAAGGAGGAAGAGCUCAAGACUUCUUCCCUUCACAUUAGUAGUCUUCAGGAAGAGAGCUCUAAAAUGGAAAAAGCUGUGAAGAAACUAGAGCAAGAUCUUACUUCUUUACAAACAGCCAAAGAUGUAAUGGCUUUAGGAAUGACUGAAACUAAAACACAGCUACAGGAACAACUUCUCAAAGCUUCAGAGGAAGUGACUACAACCAAAGAACAGCUUGAAGAGGAAAAGAGGAGUUUGAAAAGUUGUGAAUCCAGGCUAGAGGAAAUGACAGCUUUGAUUGAAAAUCUUAAGAGUUCAAGAGAUAUUUUGAUAUUAGAAAAAACUGACGUUGAAAUGAAUCUGGACACCCAGAAAUUCCAUCUGAAUUGUCUGAUGGCAGAAAAACAGGAAGAUAAAGAAGAGAUGCACAGACUCAAUGGUGAAAUUGCCAUAUUGACAAAGAAAGUGGACAGAGAGAAUCUGCUACGAGUCCAAACUCAAGAUGAAUGUGAAACAUUGCAAGGCAAGAUCUCAGCUCUAGAGCUGGAGCGCGUUGAGCACAUAGAUGAAAUUGCAAGCCUUCAAGUGGAACUAAGAGCUAAAGAGGAAAAGAUCAAAUGUCUAGAAAGUCUUUUGUCGGAACAAGAAAGCAAAACCAUCAAUCUUCAGAGUAAUGUUGAAAACUUGGAGCAACACUUAACCAGUGAAAGGGACCAGAACACAAAAAGAGAAGAGCACAUUUCUGUGCUUGAAGAAGACCUUCAGAAACAGGAGAAAUGUGUGGCUCUGAAGGAUGAGGAGAUUGCAGCUCUCAAGAAAGACAUUUCUGGUCUUUACAGUGUCAAGAACUCAAUGGCAGAUGAUCUGAAAGCUACAGUUUCUGAGGUUGAGGAGUAUAAAAUUAAGCUGGAGGAAAAAGAACGCCAAAUCACUGAACUGACUUCUGAGCUCGAAGAUUUGAGUGAAAAGGGAAAAGAAACUGGAAAAUCAAUGUCGUCUCAGAACAAAAAGAUUGCAGAUAUGAUGAAGCAGAACAAGGCCCUUGAAAAGGAGGUGAAAACUGCAACAACAAAGCUAAACAAGCAACAAAAGCUCACUGAAGAUCAGGCAGAGGAAUUGGAAAAUCUGAAACAAGAGAUCUCCUCUCAGAAAGAACUGAACCUUGAAAUGGAAGAGCGUCUCAAAACAUGUGUGCAAGAUAUGCAAAACUUAAAAGUAGCUUGCGAGAGAGAUCAAAAGGAAGCUAAGCAUGCUACAGAGAAGGCUGUUGAGAUGCAAGCUAGUGCACAACGAGAGAAAGAAAACGCCCUGGCAAUGACAGACUGUCAAUUAACAGAGAUGAUGGCAACACUGGACAGUUACAAACAGAGCAGUGAGAAAGUUGUCUCUGAGAAAGAUGUAGAAAUUCAAGCCCUGAGAUUGAAACUGGAGAGCACCGAAAGAGCGUCUAUGAAACUUGAGAGAGAUAUUGCAGAGUACAGAAAAGAAAUUAAAUUAUCAAAAGAUCGUUUUGAAAAACUGGAAAGAGAAAAGGACCAGCAUAUUGCAUCUCUUCAGACAGCCGCUGCUGAAAAGGCUCCCUAUGACUCUGCUGCCAAUACUCAUUCCCCUACUGGAAAAGUUCAGAUCCCUCCGUCCACUCCCGUGGUCUCUGUAGCUCCGCAGCAGCAAAGUGUCACUUCUGUGCCAAGGACCCCAAAGACCCCUGUGAACCCAAUACCAAAGACUCCUCAAAAAAGCAUCUUACGAGUUUGCAAUUCAGCUUCAAAGAAGAGAAAAGUCGUGUUUCAGCAGGAAGAAAGUCCCCGUGGGUCGUCUUCAGAGGAGUCUGAUCUGAUGGAGCUAGACCCUGAACAGACUGUAAAAGACAAGAGCUUGACACCGUUACUGCGGAGGGCCUCGCCACAGAUUUCUGUGGUAAAGGACAGUGUGAGGUCAUACACUAGAUCCACUCCGAGUAGAAUACCUUUGAACCAAACUACAAGAAACUCUGCUGUUAAAAAGAAAAAGGAACCAAGUGAGUUGAUCAAAAACCCAACUACUCCUGUUGUUGGUGAUAGAAGAAGCUAUGAUGAUGUUCCAAUCGAGAGAUCCAAACAGAGAGAUGAUAAAAGCAGCACUCCAAAUGUCAGAAAGGCAUCAUCAAAGUUUUUUACCUCAACGAGAGAACGCUCAGGAGUCAGUACAGGAGUCAGUAAAACAAAGGUGAAAGACAAGUCAGGUGGUGGUGGUCUGCUGUCCUGGAUUGACAUGGAUGAGGUGUACGGCUUUGGGCCUGAGGACUAAUUGGUUUUCUUUUUUGUUAGCGGACAAAAUGUGUCCAUUUUGUAUUUAUCACUCUGAUAUAGAACACUGAUGUUCUGCAUCAUAUGUAAAGGCUUAUAAUGUUUGCUAGUGUUCAUUUUCAUUUUAUAUAGUACUCAAGAAAUCACUCAGUAAGUAUAUUUUUAAAAAUGUGGUAGGUCAAAAUCAUAGAGACUACCUUGAUCAAACCAAAUUAUUGUAACUAUUUUUCAUUUCGUUUGAUGUGGAACAUGCAUAACAUUAACCCUUUGAACUCUUUUGAUUUUCACGUUUCCAAAAUCCACAUGCCUGGACCAGGGACUACUCAGUGGUGAGUAGCUCAGGCUCUCAGGCCUCACAGGAUGCCUAGAAAUUCUGGCAUUAAAAGUUUGAAGGGUUGAUAAUAUGCUGACAGUAAGAAGAAAUAUGAUUGUUGGUUGUCAAGUGGAAUACAAUAGCUGCAAAAAGGGAAUUUACUGGUAUUUAUUUGAUAACACCACCAUAUGACUGAGGUGAAUUAAGUUUAAUUUUUGUCGAGACUUACACUGGAUGAAUUGAGAGUUACCUUACAUGCUAUUCCGCCCAAAUGUUUGAGUGAAUGUUGAACUCACAUAGUGCCUUAAAGGAUUUGCAAAUAGUACCAGUCAGAAAUUGUUUUUCAGGAUGUGGAAUUAUGAUGCAGCCAAAUAUAGAAAGCUGUUAAGAACAUGUUUUAAUAUCAUUUCCCAUUGUAUUUACCUUUCUAUUUAAUUUCCCUUUUUUUUAAAGUGUUUGAAUAUUUAAAGCUUGUCUUCCUGUUAGUAUGAAUUCACAGAAUUGUUGUCACAUCCCCAGGUUGUUAUUAAAUUGGCUUCCAUAAUUUACAGGGAGGUGGAAUUCAUGUACCAGUAUGUGCUAUGGAGAGAUGUAUCACGUGUCUGGAAAUGUGGUUCAGAUUACAUUUGCUCUCCCACUGUCAGCUGACUAUAGGGUUUUAAUUUUAGAUUUGUUCACGUUAUUUCAGUAGUUUCUUCAAGCAUGUAAUUUUUUGGCACAUCGUUGGAUUUCUUUACUUUCAUUGAGCUCAAAUUAUAUCGCGAAAUGGAGUAUGAGGGUUGCCAAUGCUUUCUCUAUCUCUUAAAGUAUUGUUAUGUUUCUCUUCACUUUAAUACCUUAUAUGAAGAACAUGAUGUGACCUCAAGUUGUUGCCAAUUGAAUGAGUGAGCUCAUUUGAAAAAUGUACCAAAAAUAGUUGUGGCAUUGGUAGUCAAGUUAGGUUGUAGGGGCUCACAGUCGAAAGAUCAUGGAAUCAAACCCCAUCAUGGGCCUUGUGUGGUGCCUUUGGGAAAGACAUUUUACUUACAUGACUUUUUCUCGCUUUACCCAGGUGGGAAUGGGUACCUGGUUAUAGACAAUGAAAGAUCUUGUCAGUUUGUUAGUGUCUGAGCUCUUAAUCAGCUGCUUGCACUACAUAUGUGCUUUCUGAAAGCCAAUAAUGUUUUUGAGUGUUCUUGGAUCUGCUUUGGUAAUGAUAGUUGAAAAGCAGAUAAUGCCUGUCUUGUAACAGUUUUCUGUACAGUGGAUUUUUAAAAUUGUUUCACACACAAAAUUAUAAGGUCAAUAAUAAACUGACAAAGUUACAGUGGAAUUCGGAUUCAAUGAGCUCAGAUUCAACAAGAACUCACAGCCCUCGCAGAUGUGGCUUCGCUCAUUUUUCUCUCACCACGAACUUUAUCUAGUAUUCCUGGAAACAACCCAUUGCACCUGCAUCGUGAAGCAUUAUUCACUUAGCGGAUUGCUUGCGAUCGAUCAACAGCCUUCUUUCAUACCAACACAUGCGUUGUUGGCACGCGCACGUGUCUGGCACCAGCGGUCUGGGCGUGGAACGUCGCAGAUACAAACGCAUCACAGUCUUUUUCCCCCCGGCAACUGAUCAUUAUUACAAUGAUAAGGUCGUCUUGACGUAGAUCUACGUAAUGAAUUGUGUACUGGUGUAAGGAAUCAAAAGUUUCCAUAUGCUAGGCUGUACUCAGCAACACAACUUUUUGGCAAACUAUCAAGAUGACACAGACGUGCAUUUGAACAAUUAGGUUUUUUUUUCUUUUGCACAGCUCAUAAUAUGCGAGCAUUUCAGGCAUAACUUGUUACUUCUCUUUACACAUUACUUGCUCAGUGCCUGUAAUUAUCUGCUCAAAACCCCAUGUUUGCUAUAAUCAACACUCUGGUUCAACGAGAUUUUAGGUCAGGCCCGGCAACCUCGUUGAAUCCGAAUUCCAUUGUAUUGCAUUAUUACAGAUGAAAUUCCUGUAUAGUAUUUUUUAAAAUAAAGAUUUUUUUUUUCGCUCAGCUUGUGAUACUGUUUUCAAAGAAAAAGGGAAGAAAAUAUUUCUUGUAUGAUGGUACUGUUCUGAUGUGAAAGAUUUUUCUGUUUUCUGAUAUUUUGUCAUUUCUCUUUUUCUUGAUGAUACAAUGACUUCCUGAAAUACUAUCAACGUUGAAUUGUUCAGAUUUGAUUGGUUUGGUGUGUUAGAGACGAAGCUCUAUAUUGAAUAUUUACGCAGUGUUAUAUAUCAAUUUUUCAUUUCCUCAUUUUAAUACGAAAGAGAGAUAUAUUUCUGUGAUAAAGACUGUUGAAAAGAGUUCCAGUGGAACUUAAAAGGUUUAUUUUAUUAUAUUGGUGCAAUUGUUAUUAAAUAUUGGUUUUAAGAAGC
Messenger RNA from Aplysia californica (California sea hare), 6039 nucleotides. Its product is annotated as synaptonemal complex protein 1. Gene Ontology annotation, cellular component: synaptonemal complex. The record is from RefSeq and is a predicted model, not a curated record. Gene Ontology annotation, biological process: synaptonemal complex assembly. Lineage: Eukaryota; Metazoa; Mollusca; Gastropoda; Aplysiida; Aplysiidae. The transcript has 30 exons. The coding region runs from base 251 to 3352 and encodes 1033 amino acids.